This is a messenger RNA of Syngnathoides biaculeatus (alligator pipefish), 1323 nucleotides long. It is a transcript of the gene ddo, whose product is annotated as D-aspartate oxidase. NCBI's taxonomy places the organism in Eukaryota, Metazoa, Chordata, Actinopteri, Syngnathiformes, Syngnathidae. Bases 91 to 1128 code for a protein of 345 amino acids. The record is from RefSeq and is a predicted model, not a curated record. Gene Ontology annotation, molecular function: FAD binding; D-amino-acid oxidase activity. The transcript is spliced from 5 exons.
ACGAGAUCUCCGAAUGACCCGAUUUACACGCAGAGCGGAUCGAAACGCGUAUGAGAACAAAUUAUAUUUCGAUUAAAUUUGACGUCGACGAUGGACGUCAAGACGCAACAGAAAAGCUGGAAGGUGGCGGUGGUGGGCGCGGGCGUGGUGGGCUUCUCCACGGCCGUGCAGGUGGCCGAGGGUCUUCCCCGGUGCUCCGUCACCCUGCUGGCCGACAAGUUCAGCCCGGACACCACCAGCGACGGGGCCGCCGGGAUCCUGCUCGUGGGCCAGUUUCCAGAUAUUCCCUUGGAACGCCAACGACGCUGGUUCCGGGACAGCUUCGACCACCUCCUGGCGAUUGCGCAGUCCCAAGACGGACCCGAGGCGGGAGUGUUGCUCACCUCCGGCUGCCAAAUCUUUAAGGAGCCCCCCGGCGACAAGAGGCCCUACUGGUGGGAUUUGGUGUUCGGCUUCCGCUUCCUGAGCGAACGCGAGCUGCGCCGCUUUCCCGAGUACGCGUUCGGCCAGGCCUUCACCACCAUCAAGUGCGAGUGCUCCGGCUACCUGCCGUGGCUCCGCAACAGAUUCACGAAAGCCGGCGGUAAAGUGGAGCAGAGGAAAGUGUCGGGUCUCGAGGAGUUGAGCCCGGACUACGACGUCAUCGUCAACUGCUCAAGCCUGGGAUCCAAGGAGCUCGCGAGGGACGACGGGGUGUACCCGAUCCGGGGCCAGGUCCUGAAAGCGGACGCCCCCUGGCUGCAGCACUUCAUCCGCGACGGGGACGGGAAGACGUACGUCUAUCCCGGCUCCCGCUCCGUCACUCUGGGCGGCACCCGGCAAGACGGAGACUGGCGCCUGGGGCCGGACCCCGCCGACACGGAGGGCAUCCUGGAGCGCUGCUUCCGGCUGGAGCCGUCCCUGCGUCGGGGGAGGCUGCUGGGGGAGUGGGUCGGGCUCAGGCCCGGCAGGAGGAACCCCAGAGUGGAGAGGGAGGCGACCCGAUUGGGCGACGGCCGCGGGGCGCAUGUGGUGCACAACUACGGUCACGGAGGCUGGGGCGUCUCCCUAGCCUGGGGGACGGCGGCGGACGCCGCCGGGCUGGUCAGGCGCUGCCUUCAGGAAACGCACCCGCACGCCAAACUGUGAUCUUCCUUCCACUGCCUUUAAACCAUCCAUCCAUCCAUCCAUUUUUUUAGCCGCUUAACCUCAAAAGGGUCGCGGCCCAAUCCCAGCUGUCCACGAGCGGGGCGAGGUACACCCUGAACCGGUCGCCAGCCAAUCGCAGGGCAUAUCGAGACAGACAACAACCGCAUUCACAAUCACCCCAAGCGGCAAUUUAGA